AUGUUCGAAGAUAUUCCAUUGAUUUAUAUGAAUGUGAAAAUUUUGAAAUUUUGGUCACUGCUUUAUGAUCAUAAUUGGCGUCGUUAUGUCACCAUAAUACCACCCACGUUUUUAGUCUUUACCCAAUUCUAUUAUAUGUUCAUGACGGAAGAGGGUAUCGAUGCCAUUAUCAGAAAUUCAUAUAUGUUGGUACUGUGGUUCAAUACCAUCUUGAGGGCAUAUAUUUUAAUCAAGGAUCGUGUGGAAUAUCAAAGUUUGCUGCAGGACUUGGAGACGUUCUUUUAUGAGUUGGAUAAAUCCAAUGAUGCCAUUGUCCGCGACCUAUUAACCAGUGUCAAUUCCAAUGGCCGAGUUAUGGCACGUGGUAAUCUCUUUUUGGGUCUGCUAACCUGCAUUGGUUUUGGUUUGUAUCCCCUGCUGGCAGCUGAAAGAGUCCUACCGUUUGGUAGCAUCAUUCCCGGCGUCAAUGAAUAUCAAUCGCCUUUCUAUGAAUGUUGGUAUAUUUUUCAAAUGUUGAUCACCCCAAUUGGCUGUUGCAUGUAUAUACCCUAUACAAGUUUGAUUGUAUCCCUUAUUAUGUUCGGUAUUGUGAUGUGUAAAUAUUUGCAACGUCGUCUGGCGACAUUGAGUCGUUUCAAAGGAAAUCCGGAAUGGAUUCAUGUUGAAGUUGUUGAGUGCAUUAAAUAUCAGAAGAAGAUCAUUGAAUAUUGUGAUACUGUGAACCGUCUAACAACUUUCAUGUUUCUCUUGGAAUUUGUGGCCUUUGGUACCCUGCUCUGUGCUUUGCUAUUUCUCUUGAUAUUUGUGGACUCGGCUGCCCAGGCAAUUAUUGUCUGUGCCUAUAUAACAAUGAUAUUUUGUCAGAUAUUGGCAUUAUAUUGGUAUGCGAAUGAAUUGAAAGAACAGAAUCUAUCAAUCGCUGCCGCUGCCUAUGAAACGGAAUGGUUCACCUUUGAUAUACCUGUUCAGAAGUUAAUUCUUCUGAUGAUAAUGAGAGCACAGAAACCAUGCACGAUCAAAGUUGGCAACAUUUAUCCGAUGACAUUGGAAUUGUUUCAGGCUUUGCUAAAUGCCUCGUAUUCGUAUUUUACUCUACUGAAACGAGUUUAUGGCUAAGCGAUAAGCAGAAAAUU
Musca vetustissima is the source of this 1133-nucleotide messenger RNA. RefSeq names its product odorant receptor 49b (gene Or49b). Gene Ontology annotation, cellular component: plasma membrane. Gene Ontology annotation, biological process: detection of chemical stimulus involved in sensory perception of smell; sensory perception of smell. Bases 1 to 1116 code for a protein of 371 amino acids. Gene Ontology annotation, molecular function: olfactory receptor activity; odorant binding. NCBI's taxonomy places the organism in Eukaryota, Metazoa, Arthropoda, Insecta, Diptera, Muscidae. The record is from RefSeq and is a predicted model, not a curated record. The transcript has 6 exons.